Molecule: messenger RNA, 3540 nt
Organism: Eufriesea mexicana
Lineage: Eukaryota; Metazoa; Arthropoda; Insecta; Hymenoptera; Apidae
Product: protein groucho-1
Exons: 13
Coding region: 839-3202 (787 amino acids)
Biological process (GO): negative regulation of canonical Wnt signaling pathway; regulation of DNA-templated transcription
Cellular component (GO): nucleus; transcription regulator complex
Molecular function (GO): protein binding; transcription corepressor activity
Source: RefSeq, a predicted model, not a curated record
GUGGAGAGAGGUUUGUUCUUGUUGUCCGUCUGUGCGUUAACGUUUCGUGCUCGCUUUCACGUUGCGAUCGCUCGGUUUCGUUCGAUCGGUGCUCUCGGUUUUUUUCUUCCCGGACGUGCUACCCUGUCGGUGCCUAAAAAGUUUCCUCGCGUACCAACGGAAAGACGUGUGCGUGCUAGUGUUGGUAAACUUAACCUCAAAGUGUGGCGGCGGGCCACCGUUUAGCUCGUAAACAACUAAGUGCAGUGUCUCUGUGUGAUGGUGUUUCAACAUUGAGGAAGUGUAGCCGUGGCUAGGGGGGGAAGAGAGGUAGUUUCUCUUCUUUCGUUUAAUCCGGAGGAAAAAGGAGCCUCCUCGGCGUAUUCUCAACGCGGUUCUUGCUCUGUUUUACCGACCGUAUAAAGGGCACGCCACGCUCUUGGUGCCCAACGGGAUUCUUCGUGGCGUCGGCGUCACGUUUAACCUCGAUGAACGUAGAAGGCGGUCGAAGUAAGUGGUGACACGAGUAGUUAUCGUUCGGAAGGGUGAAGUUACACGUUACCGAUGAGAAUGCGGUAGAGGUGGAUGACAAACACACCGAUGGAUCAUCGUCGUGUUUCCGAGGCGGGGACCUUCUUGAUCGAAUUGCGUCGACAGAACGGCGGACAGAGCUGUCCUAAGGGUCGCUCGUCCUCGUAGCCCACGCGGGCGAUUUCAUUCGAGGUGUUUUUGUUUAUCGUUGUUAUUGUUAUUUGUUGUCGUUGGUGUGCUGCGUGACAUGAAGCAUAUCGCUUACGUGAUUUGAGAACAUAUACAACGGUGUUUGUAUUUUCUACUAGUUUGAAACCAGAGAGGAAACAUGUAUCCCAGUGCUGGAAUCAACGCUGCUGCCGUGGCCGCCGCCGCCGUUGCCAGGCAUCCGGGUCCACCGCAGCCAGGCCAGCAGUAUAAAUUCUCGAUCGGCGAGCUGUGCGAUCGUAUCAAGGAGGACUUCAACUUUCUUCAGACGCAGUAUCACAAUAUUAAAUUGGAGCUGGAGAAACUCGCCCAGGACAAGACGGAGAUGCAGCGCCACUACGUUAUGUAUUACGAGAUGUCCUACGGGCUGAACGUGGAAAUGCAUAAACAGACAGAGAUAGCGAAGAGGUUAAACGCCAUAAUUGUUCAGAUCCUGCCGUUUCUCGCCCAGGAACACCAACAACAAGUCGCUACCGCUGUUGACAGAGCCAAACAAGUGACCAUGACCGAACUCAACGCCAUUAUCGGGCAACAAAGGCCAGACCUGCCGAGGCUGAUCCAGCAGAUGCACGCCCAGCAGCUACCACCAGGUGCUUCGAUGGGUCCACAUCCAGGUAUACCUGGCCUCCCCGGCCUCGGACCUGGAGGAGGACUUCCUGUUCCUACGUCAGCCUCCGCGGCCCUUCUCGGAUUAGGUAUUCCACCGGGUGCGGCGGCCACCGCUGGAGGCACCGCUGCUCAUCCUCUUUCGAUGUUGACCAAACCGGACCUUCAUCGGGGUCAGCCGGACGACUUGAAGCACAACGGAGGUCUCAAUCCGGCCGAGGAGAGGCAUAGGAAUUCGAUAUCGCCGGCGGAACGCGAAAAGUACAGCAGGCCGCGAUCACCUGACCCCCAGCACCACGACCACAUGCCGCUGAAGAAGAUGAAGAAGGAGCAGGACAAGGACAUGGGCCAUCAAAGCGAUGGGGAAAAGAGCGACCAGGACCUGGUGGUGGACGAUGCCAGUGAGGGGCCAACGAGUCCAACGGCGAACGGGACCGCGUCGCCAAGGGAAAACGGACUCGACAAACUGGGCCCGUCCUCGGUGCCUUUGAGCAGCCAGGUGAAGAAGGAGGUGCCGCCACCGUCGCCGAGGAGCGGCACCAGCAGCAACGCCAGCACACCCUCGGCUAAGAAGAUGGAGGAACGGGAGAAACCGACCACACCGAUCUCGAAACCUGUCACGCCUACGUCAGCAGGUGGUAGCAGCUCCGGCUCCGGUGGUCUGAAACCAUCGAGUUCCAGCAAACCACUGGUCUCGGCUUCGGCGGUCGGCCCUUAUCCGCCACACUAUCCGCCGCCACAUCAACCACCCGCAGGACCUCAUGUGGACGUGCUGGGUUAUCCCUCUGCCCUGAAUGGAUAUCCCGCAAGACCGCCUCUUCAGCAACUCUACGAUCCUCACGGAAGCAUGAGGGCACCUCUUGGACCUCUCGGUGUUCCCGGUGGCAAACCAGCGUACAGUUUCCACGUGUCGAGUGAAGGCCAGAUGCAGCCGGUUCCGUUCCCGCACGAUGCUCUAAUUGGACAAGGAAUACCGCGUCAUGCGCGCCAGAUAAAUACUCUGACACACGGCGAGGUGGUGUGCGCGGUAACGAUUUCGAAUCCGACUAAAUACGUUUACACCGGUGGCAAAGGAUGCGUCAAGGUCUGGGACAUCAAUCAGGGCGGCAGCGGUAGCGCGAAACACGUUUCGCAGCUUGAUUGCCUGCAACGAGACAACUACAUCAGAUCGGUAAAACUGCUACCAGACGGCAGGACUCUAAUCGUGGGCGGUGAAGCGAGCACCCUGAGUAUCUGGGAUUUGGCGAGUCCGACGCCAAGAAUCAAGGCGGAACUGACGUCCAAUGCGCCAGCCUGUUACGCUCUCGCCAUCUCGCCCGACUCGAAAGUUUGCUUCAGCUGCUGCAGCGACGGUAACAUCGCUGUCUGGGAUAUACAGAAUCAGUCUCUGCUCAGACAAUUCCAAGGUCACACGGACGGUGCCUCCUGUAUCGACAUCUCCGCGGAUGGUUCGAAACUUUGGACCGGUGGAUUAGACAACACUGUGCGCUCGUGGGAUCUUCGAGAAGGCAGGCAGCUUCAGCAACACAACUUCACCUCGCAGAUAUUCUCGCUCGGCUACUGUCCAACCGGCGAAUGGUUGGCGGUGGGCAUGGAGAACUCGAACGUGGAGGUGAUGAACGCCACGAAACCGGACAAAUAUCAGCUUCAUUUGCACGAGUCUUGUGUACUUUCGUUACGUUUCGCUACUUGUGGCAAGUGGUUCGUCUCGACCGGCAAAGACAAUUUGCUGAACGCGUGGCGUACACCGUAUGGUGCCUCGAUAUUCCAGUCAAAGGAAUCCUCGUCGGUUCUCAGUUGCGAUAUUUCUACUGACGACAAGUAUAUCGUGACGGGAUCAGGCGACAAGAAAGCUACGGUGUACGAAGUGAUAUAUUGAACAGUUAACUGAACGUUUCAACCUCGAGACACUGGAUGUUGUCGAAUGUGCUACGCUUUUAUAAUAUUGGUGCAUACAAGAGAGAGGAAGCAGGCAUAGGAACACGAGAAGACGACAGCCUGUUCCAAGAAUACGCACGAAAGACUUAGUAGAACACGGAAGUUGAGACUCUACAAAGUGUACUAAGAGAGAUACUGUCUUUUUGUGAAUUGAUGAGUGAUACGUUAGCGUGUGUUAUAUUUGUUAAAUUUGAAUCACGCGCAGCGGCUUCCGUGUUGCACGAGAGAGAAAGAGAGUGAGAGAGAGAAAAAGAAAAAGGGAGACAGAGAGAGAGAGAG